CGAUCAUCAUCACAAUAGAUUUGGGUAUCCGCUUUAUAAGUGACAGCCGACCACUGAUUAGCAUUUAGUUGGUUUCUGUUAGCCGAGAGACCCGGUGCUGCUCUUCAAAACCCAACUUUCAGUCGAACAAACUCGAGCCGAAAUGCGUGCGUUUAUUGUUACGUGCCUCUUGGGCAUGUCGCUGGCCAAGCCGCAAGGAUACAAUUACCAGGCGGGACGCAUACCCGGCUUGGCGGGACUGCAGCAGCAACAGCAGGGUGCAAGCCUGGAUGAGCAACGGCUGCUGCAGCAGGCGCUAGAGGCACCCAAGGUUCAGCAACUACUGAGUACACAGCCGACACAGAGCCAGCAAGUCUUCCAGCAGCCCCUGAUUCUCCAGCAACCACAGCCGCAGCAGCAGCAGCAGCAGCAGAUCUACCAGCAACCUCAGCAGCAACACCAAAUUUUCCAGCAACAGGCCUCAAACUUUGGUUACAAUCAACUGGCGCAACACCAGGCCUACAGCCCAGUCGUCUCCAAGGAUAUCUAUGUGCAUGUACCACCCGCCGAGGAGCCCGAGGAGCGUUAUCCGCAGCCCGUGCUGCCUGUGGGUCCACCUCGAAAGCAUUACCGCAUUGUGUUCAUCAAGGCACCCACACCCAGUGUCAGUAAGGCAGCUGUGCGUGUUCAGCAGGCUCCUGUGGAGGAAAAGACCAUCAUCUAUGUGCUGACAAAGAAACCUGAUCCUCUCGAGCUGCAAACAGCCAUUGAAGAGGCAGCGCCCAAACCCAUAAGCAAACCAGAAGUCUUCUUUAUAAAGUACAAAACGCAGGAGGAAGCGGCGCAUGCGCAACGCACCAUACAAGCUCAAUAUGAUCAGCUGGGCGGCACUACGCAAGUAUCUGAUGAGGGUGUGGCACCGGUAACAUCGGUCAUCGGAUCCUUGGACAAUCAGAGUGGACGUGUCUCAGUUGCUGGAGUCGGAACAGCUGGAACUGGUUCCACGGCCUCCAUAGGGGGUCUGACAGGCACCAUACCCAACAAAUAUUUGCCCGCCCAUUUGCGGACAUAGAAAAUUGACUGAAAUGAAAAGAAUCGUUAUUGUUGUAGUUAACUAAGUAAGAAAUUGUUAUUAUGUAUGUAUAUGUAU
Molecule: messenger RNA, 1129 nt
Organism: Drosophila arizonae
Lineage: Eukaryota; Metazoa; Arthropoda; Insecta; Diptera; Drosophilidae
Gene: TwdlG
Product: TweedleG
Biological process (GO): chitin-based cuticle development
Cellular component (GO): chitin-based extracellular matrix
Molecular function (GO): structural constituent of chitin-based larval cuticle
Source: RefSeq, a predicted model, not a curated record